This is a messenger RNA of Talaromyces rugulosus, 1746 nucleotides long. RefSeq lists its product as uncharacterized. The record is from RefSeq and is a predicted model, not a curated record. The coding region runs from base 1 to 1746 and encodes 581 amino acids. NCBI's taxonomy places the organism in Eukaryota, Fungi, Ascomycota, Eurotiomycetes, Eurotiales, Trichocomaceae. The transcript has a single exon.
AUGGACGCAGGCGGUCUUGCUCACAUGACACACAACUCUUUGAAUGGCGGCACUCUUGGCGUCCCCGGUUCUGGUUUUGCUUCUCGCGGGAAAGGAUCUCACAUUAAGCGCCUGAGCGUUACUCCCCAAGUCUCAACGAUUGAUGAAUCAAGACCUUCUGCUGUCGCCACACCGCGGACCAGUCGUUCUCAUCUUCUUGCUGGCUUGAGGACUGCUCCCAAAUCCGCAACUAUCCCAUCUCAUCAACAAUCUCAGGGCCUUGGCCGUGUUGGCCUAGAAGGAAGCCGCUAUGGUAUCUCAAAUAGAGGUGGCGAUCGAGUUCCCCAAACUGCCAUUGGCAGCACCUUCUCACACCGUUCAUAUGGACUGGAUUCGCAUAAUUCAAACAUAAAGCUUGGCUCUGGUCGCCCCAUGUAUUCGCUUCCGGAACAGGUCCUAGCACCUCCUGCUAUUGACAUAGGGGACGGUGAAGGAAUGGAUGAGAAGGUAUACGCUGAACUGAUGUCUACCAACUUGUUUCUUGCUGCCCAGCAGCAGCGCCUCCAGCAACAGCUUCUCAGCGUUACCGCUGCUGCACAGCAGUUUCAAAACUUGAACCUCGGCGGAACUCCCCUGAACCAGCAGUUCCACCAACAACAACAACAUCAGCAGCAGCAGCAGCAAAGUCAAAUUCCGUCUUUCGUUCCAGGAAUGAGUAUGUAUCAAAUGCAGUUGCAGCAAGGCAUGCAGCCUAUUGUCCAGCCAGUUGCUGGUCAGCCUGGCCUCUAUUCAGUCUUUAAUCCGAUGACCGGCCAACAAAGCUUCGUUUUUGACAACAACAUAACAUCUCCAGUGGAGGAGGAUCCUCUUCCAUCUUACAACGAAUCUGUACAGUCACCUUAUGGAAAUUAUCCACCACCGUUCCAUGCCGAGGUCUCUCCUCCCCCGGAAUCGAGCCAUUCCCCGGCUCACAUUUCGUCUCGCUCAGUGUCUCCCAAAGACCUCCCAUCUCCUCCCCCGGAAGUCGCCCCUCUUCCGCCUCCUUCUGCAAACGCUUUCCGACGUGGUCAUAAAAAGACGCCUUCGUUUGCUCCUGGUUUGAGGACCAACACCGACAUUGCACGUACCGGAAAUGUAGGACCGCGAUCCGCUGGUUUCCCCCAGACCCCCAUGACUGGAACAUUUGGACCUGGCCAGGGACGCGCUGGUGAGCACCCUAUUCGUCAGCCUCGCGGUCCUCCAUCUCUGGAGGAGCUUGUUGCGAAGCCUACCUCGAAAUUCGAGGGCAGCAAGAAUUUCGCUACUCGUCAACGGCGACGUGCCGUUCACAACUUGGUACGAGCGGGAAUUGAGCGACGCGGCGAGUCCAGAAGCAAUCACGGCAGUGGGGGAAGUAACACCCCAGCCAGCGAGACUGAGUUUAUCUUUUCCGUUUCCGAUGAAGAUGACAGCAGCCGUGGCAGCGGCAGCGGCAGCCUUUCGAGCAAACCCAGCCUUGGAAGCCUUCGUGCUUUCGCUAACGGCGCUAUCGGCUCGGAAAUGAAGGAAAAGGACCGCUCGUCACGCGAGCGAGGCACUGUGGAGAAUUUGUACACACUCUCAACGCCUUCGGAGGAAGGAUUCCCCACCGUUAUGUCACCUAUUGAACCACCAUCUACGGCUGCUAUUGUUGCUGGUCACCGAUCCGCUUCUCAGAAUACUGAGCGACGGAAGACGCCUAUGCUGGUACUGUCCAGUGCCGAAAAACGCAAAAGUCCAGUUGCCUGA